AUGGUACCAUUUGCAAUUGCAUCAGAAACAGCUGGUUCUGUGACCUAUCCGGCUGCACGCUGUGGAGUGACAGCAUUGCGCCCAACAUUCGGCAGAGUUGGCCGAACUGGUGUUGUUCAUGUUCUUGCAUCAAAAGGUGUAAUUAUGAUCCCUUUCAAGCUAAACUACACAGUUGAUUCUGUUCAAGGCAUCCUAAAUUUUACAAUGGACGUGGAUAUGUCCUCUCAAUGGGAUUCCUUAUGGAUUGAAGUAUAUAAUGUCAGUUCCCACUACAAAACAACAUGGGGUUCUAAAAGUUUCAAAGACCAAGUUCUUGACAGUGAAGCCUGGGUGUUCAAGAGGUUAAAGUCUGCAGGAGCAGUUCUUGUUGCAAAGCUUGUAACUGGAUCACUAGCAUAUGAUGACAUCUGGUUUGGCGGUAGGGCAAGGAACCCGUGGAAUAUUGAGGAAUUCACCACGGGUUCGUCAUCAGGACCUGCUGCCUGCACCUCAGCAGGUAUGGUGCCAUUUGCAAUUGGAUCAGAAACCGUUGGUUCCAUGACUUUACCUGCUGCUCGUUGUGGCGUGGCAGCCUUGCGUCCAACCUUUGGCGCUGUUUGUCGAACUGGUUUCAUGAGCCUAUCAGAAAGCUUGGAUAAGCUUGGUCCUCUCUGUAGAAGUGCUGCAGAUUGUGCUGUUAUUUUGGAUGCUAUUAGAGGAAAGGACCCGGAUGACCUCUCAUCAAGAGACAUCCCCCUUGAGGAUCCUUUCUUGGUUGACAUAACAAAGCUUACUGUUGGAUAUGUUGACGACGCUGAGACGGAGGCAUCAACGGGAAAGCUAAUUCGAAAAGUACGGGACAAUUUUAUCGUUGAUGCCUUCAUUGGCAAUGCAGCUGAUUGGGAGAGAGUUUGUAUGGGAAACCUUGUAGGGAUGCCAGCUCUAGCAGUGGCAAUGGCAUACCAGUCUAUGACUGGUCAGUGA
Molecule: messenger RNA, 963 nt
Organism: Prunus armeniaca (apricot)
Lineage: Eukaryota; Viridiplantae; Streptophyta; Magnoliopsida; Rosales; Rosaceae
Source: the annotation of a GenBank genome assembly